CGUAUCAAUGCUCCGUUGCAUUCACGACGAUUGAAAUAUUUGAAACGCUACGUCACAGGUUAUAUGACCGCGUCGCGCUAUAGUCGCGUCGUCUCGCCGUCUCGAACAGUGACUCGUCGUCAUUCCGUGUCCGUUGCGUCUUUUUGCGCGGUCCGCGCGCACACAAAUGUCAGGAAUGUCAGGUGCUGUGACGGGUGUCUCGUCUGGUAUAUCAAUCGACUCGCCGGGACACGAUUGAACGCGAUAUCUCCGUCGACGUCGCGUUCCGCGUAAAAGCAUCAUGGCGUCAUGUCGGGCAAGUGUAACGGGUUCGUGCGUGUUGUCGCGUCGUCUAAUGGCUCUCGCAGCCAGCACGAUGCGCGACGCGACACACGAUAAACGAUAAGCAAUAUCCAAUAAGCAUACUAGUAUUCCGCAAAAACUGUACGCUCAUUGGAUAUCGCGCGUCGCAUAUCACGUGUCGCGUCGCAAAUCGCGCUGGCUGCGAGAGCCAUAAUCCGCGGAGUACGUGUCUCGCGCGCGACCCGGUCACAGGAAGGUCGAAUCCCGUGACGAGCGACUCGAUCAGCACAUCAGUCGGCCACUCGAACACGACUGAACGCGAUGCCCGUCAACAUUCGCAACCGGCGUACGCCGUGUCCCGCGGGGAGCUAAUGGCGUCAUAACGAAUAAGUGUAACAGGGCUAGGGAUGGAAGGGGAAGUGGAAGAAGGGAGCUGAGAUGCUGCGAUCAAGUCGCUAAACCGUAAAAAAAGGGACUUGCGCGAAAGGGAGUGCCAAAUUCAAUGACGAGCAAUUGUCAUGGUACAUCAACCGGGGUGAGUGUGUGUAAACAAAGUGAGGACGUUUGGACUGAGGUGACUGGCGCCUGUCAUACUACACCAGGAAUGUGGAGAUGCACGAGUGUCGCGAGGAACAGACGCAGUCCAGGAGCCAGCUGCUUCGGGAGAUUCGCUUACAUCGUAAUCUUCCAGAUUCCUGCAAAACCAGAAGAUUACGGUCGACUCGCAACGUUAAAACACAUCUUGCCCGACCGACGACUCGCAUUCCACGCUAAACGCACGAUCCGCAUUUAUCAUUCGAGAGAAAACGCACGAACUCUCCGUCCUGUCUCUUCUCCCGGAGCAUCGUCGUCUUCCGCGAAACAUCGUAAAAAUUCCACGAUUAUGGAAGAGGGAGCUUCGAGCCAAGAAGACGCCCCGAAUCGCGAGACCAGCGCGAGCUACGUCGCAAGAUUUCGCCGGAGUUGCCGCAAUCGCCGGUCGCAUGACGAAGUCGCAGACCUCGCGGCGGAAUUGCAGCGCGCCUACACGGUGAAGGAGCUGCAGGCUCAGCUGGAGGAGAAGCGGGGUCGUAGACAGGCGGAGCUGGUGCGAGAGCGCGAGUGCGCCGAGCUGACGCGGCAGCAGCAGAGGGAAGCGUUGGAAGAGGAACUCCGGCGCCGCUCGGAUAUUCUGCGUAGGAGCGAGGAGUACAGGCGGCAGCUAGACCAGCAAUUGACACGGAAGGACGAGGAGAGGAGAGUUCUCGCGGAGGAGGCUCGCGAGUACAGGAAGACACUGGAGGAGAUGGACCGCGCGCAGGAGGAGUGCGAGCGCUCGAGGGCGUUGGAAAAGAAAUGCGAGCUCGCGGAGAAGACGAGGCGGGAGAGACUGGUCCUCGAGGAGAUGAAGGAGGAGCGUCGACAGGAGGAGCGCGAGGCCGAAGAGAGGAAGCGACGGCAGGACCUGGAGUACUUGCAAGAGAUGGACGAGAGAUCAGAGGAGGUGAAAAGGCUGCGACGGGAGCAGAUAGAGUGGCGCGAGAGUGUCCUGCUGGAAGCUGCGAGGAUGAUACUGGAUGCAGAGGCGCGUAAGCGGGAGAAGGAGGAGCGGUUGUUUGAUCUCGUGACGGAGGAGAUUAGACGCGAGCUCGUGAUCAGAGAACGGGAGCAGGGGGCGCGUAGGAGGAGGAUGCAACAGGAGCUGGCAGCCGGUUUGGAGGAGCAGAUAGUCCUCACGGAGCAAUGCAAGCAGCGCUUCGUGGAGGAAGACAGAGCCUGGGCUGAGGAUGUCAUGAGGAAGAUUAUGGAAGACGAGAGACUGGCGAGAUGCACGGCGGAGGCGAGGAGGAGGAUGAAGGUGCAGCAUCGGGAGGACCUGGAGAAUUUGAUUGCGUACCGCCGCAGGAUUCGCGAGCAGGAGAUUGCUAGGAUGGAGGAAAGCAUCAAAGAAGAGCAGAGGCUGGCGCUGCUUGAGGCGGAAUGCGCCAAAGAGCAAAGGAGGCGUUUAUUGGCGGCACACGCGGCUGAUAUCGCGAGCUUCGUGAACCGUGCGGCUCUCACGGCCGACGAGCGACGAAUUCUCGACGAGUUGACCGAGGAAAAUCGUAACAAUGUCGACGACAGCGCCGGCGAUAGGGACGUAAAAACUACCGAUGACGAUGAUAUGAGGAGAACGUGAGGAUCGCGGAUAUUAUUGGCAGCGCAGCGAUAAAAUUGUGAAAGAUUCAACGAAACGAUAUAGAGUCCCUAGAUAAGGGACUUAUAUCCGCAAGACGAAGAAUAGGUUAGUAGGGAUAUGUCAGAAUAAUCGAGGGAAUAGAUAGCGAAGGGAGUAAAAAUACUUGGGGUGUUGGAGACGGGAUGUUUGCAACAAACGGUACCGACGACUGAGGCAAGAAAUCGAACGAAAAUGACGAAGCCGCGAAGUCAGAGAGUCUCCAUCUAGCUCGUGAAAGAAAUAUCGAUCGGCAGGGCCGUUAGGAAAAACGUAACAAUGAAACGACAAACAUCGAAAGGAGGUCGACCGCGGGAAACCAAUAAAAAAAUAAUCAGAGACGCAGAAAGAAUUAUCUUCGAGAGCAAAAUCGAGGAUGAAAUGUAGAGCAGGCAGAUGAUUAACGAGCACUCAUAGCGGUGCAUUUCGCGACAAAGUAUAUUCAAGUAUUGUUACAAGUUUCAUAAAACGACGGCGUGGUUUAGAUAAAUGUUACAGUCAAACGUACAUAUAGUUUCAUUCGCUUUUUUUUUAAUAAAAGUUAUUUUGUUUCUUAAAAAGUGGAGUAAUAAUUUUUUAGGGAAAACACAUUUGGAUUUUGGUGAACGAUAGGCGUCUCUUGAAAGAAACGGAAACGUAUUUCGUCGAACAGGAUGAGGGUCCCCGUAAAAGGGUCACGGACGAAGGAUGAGAGAAAUGGCCGGAAAUUGUGGCGGAAGUUGAAAACCGAGUUCUCAAUGCCGAAGGUUCUUUUACGCGUACGUGCGAGUAAAUUAUGCCGUAAGAUCAUUCGGUGGAUCCGGCGAGUUGGUCGAGAUGAGAAGUGAGAAGAGCGAGGGACUUGCCACAACUUGUGGAUGUGAAGUUCAACCAAUGUGCUGGGCGGCCCGUCCUCGCGUGUAAAACGUGCGUCGGGACAGCAGCGAGGAAGGGACAAAUUGUGUGACACGUUAUGGAGUCAAGCGCGAUUAUGUAACUGCAGACUUUACUUGUUACACGAACCAUUCGUUAUCAUUAAAUCCCGUCCGCUGGCUGUUGCAUAAACAUGACUCACUCACGACACGUGAGAUAUCGUCUAAAAUUGAUACGGGAAAUAAACAUCGGCACUUCAAUUAAGACGAAGAAGUACACGUAAUUGCACGUUACUCUCGUGGGGUUCUGCGUUCACCGCGUAGGAUUGUUGGCGCGGUGGUGCGCAGCCGCGUCUUUUGAUUGAAACACAAAUUAUCAUGUCGAUGCAACAGCGUUCUAACGCGCUUAACGCUUUUGCAAUUACGCGAGAAUUAUUUCGCGCGCCAAUAACGUAUGGGGUUGCGUCGCGAGCGCACUUUGCGAGCGUAGGAAAGUUGAGCGCACCUGCCGCGCUAUACGUGUAUGCGAGCGCGGUAAUACAUUCUAAUGCAUUGUAAUUACAGUGACUGUCGGUCGAUACUUGAUUUUUCCUGUUAUCGAAACUUCAAAUUAUUGUCAGCGAACGGUACACAAUGUUGCGAGGCGGCUCACGCUCGUGUGUGGAAAAACAUGACUGACAUAUAAAUUACGUAUAAUAUUCUCCUAAUGUUCUCUCCAUCCUGCUGGAUAUUAAUCAAGGCGUCAGAUAAGGAUAUAAUAAACGCUGAGAAAUUGCGUGUCCUGGCAAUCUAUAAAACUUAAGUAUCGGGGAAACAUUGUGGAUGUAAUUAUUAUACCCGAAGGAGAGAUUGGAUGCUCGUAAUUACGGUGCUACAUUGGAUUAAUGCUCCUAGGGAUGGAUUCUGCGCGCGCCCCCCAUUGUCACUUAGUAUCGCGAUAUCAUUUUGUAUCGCGUCUGUGCCGAACGUGGGUGAAUUGAUACAGCGAUUUUCUCAUGUAAUCGAUACGUAUUUUUGCGUUUAAAGGCUACGUCCUAAGACUGAAUGCGUCGUAUUUGUUUUCACGAAGAAAAGUCGAUUACAACAACAGAAUCUGUGUAUGAUGGCUAAAUCUCGUUGUCUCAAAUCUCUCAUAUGGAUAUCUGAAAGUAUAGGUAUUAGAUGUAGUAAUAAGAGUAGCAAAGGUUUGAGUUAUAGUAACAAAUUUUCAGGAUAACUUCUUGCGGCAGUGAAAUAUUUUCUCUUCCGUGUUUCGAAGCGCUAAAAAUGCGAUAUUUAGAAUUUUGAACAAAGUUUCAGAUCCUCGUAAUUUUAAAACGACAGAAAAAAAAUUUAAACAGUACUUUCGGCCGGAAGACGCGGAUAAUGAGCCUUGAAAUAUCCGCGAGGCGUUACCAGACCUGGCCGAACGUUUAGAUCGAGGCAGCGCCGAUAUACUCUCCGAGCACCUGUCGCCAGGUGUUACUUGUCUGUUAGAACGUCCAAAGAUUUCCCAUGAGAGGUGCCGCUCGGGCAAUUUCCAAGAAACUCGCGCGCCAGGUACUAAACAUCUUACCCGAGUAGAGUUCAAGCGAAAUUUAUAACGUAGAAUCAAAAAGAUUGCGUAUAUACGCGUAUGAAUAAUACGAAAAUAUCAUCCUCUUUGGCGACAAUAAUACAUAAAAUUGAAAUAAUUAAAUAAAUAAAACGAAUAAACAAAUAAGUAAAUUAAUAAAAUACGGAAUUCAGUCAUUUUUCUCAAGCUUUUACUUAUUUACUUGCAUUUGUUUAUCUAAUUCCUAACUUUAUUUGCACGCGCAGCUUGAAAUGUCGCGCGCUUGCUUAAUUAAUUUUGUUUAUGUCUCCGUAUUAUUCUCGAAGCGUGUUAAAAUGCAAUUUCAUUGGAACGUGAAAUAAUCACGAAUGUUCGUCGGGAAUUAAUGAAACUUUCGUUAUUAUAUCUCGCACGCUGCGCGUUAUAUAAAGAUAUCUCAUUACACGGCAUAUAAAUGGGGAUAAAAAAACACAGGAGCGCACAGAUAACUCGGAUCCUGUGUAGAUACGCGUGUUUGUCACAAACACUUAGAGCGUUCGUAUUAAUUAAAGGCAGGUCAGGAUCUCGGAUCUCGACGCCGCCUGCUGUAAUUAAAUGUGGUCGUUACGGAGAUUCGAUGCCGCUACUCGAGUCGCGCUCCUCGGCGGCGGUAUCGAUUUCGAAAUUUAUCAGACAUCGAGAUUCUUCUCGUAAUUAAGUAAUGACUUUCCGUGUUCAUUCAAGAGCGAUAAUACGUUCGGUUUCACAAUAAUGCAUUCCUCAUUAAUACUUGCGCGAUCGUGCGAGACUUUAUGUGUUCGCUCUCUUUCGACAAAUUUUUGUGUGAGAACGAGAGAGAGAGAGAGAGAGAAAGGAAUAACAUAACAAGAAAUCAUCGAGGUUUCCUCGUUAGCUGCCAUUUUAUCGUCGAGGCAAACCAAAAUAGACGCGCGAUCGCGUAUCACAAGCUGCGGCGUACGGAAUCAUUAAUAUCCCCCGGAUGAAAUAUAUAUGAGAGAGCAGCUUUUCCAUCACGCAUCCAAUCGCGGGAAACUAGUUACAUCCGCGUGUAAUAAGUCCGUUGAUCAGACCGCCGUGACAGAAUCGGUAGUUGAGCGCGCACACGAGUUAUGCGCGAUAGACGGAAAUGCGCCACGACGUUGUAGCACACGUCGUCGCGCGACUAUUAUCGCCUGGAAAGAAUUGCGAAUUCGCCGCUCGCCAACGGUGCUAACGUCUAACGAGCGUUAAUUCGACAAUAAGUUCAUCCCGCGUCCGUCUAGCGUCCCUCGGUCGACGACUUCGUCGAGCUUAACCUUCGCGAAUUACGCCUUAAUAACGAUCUUCCGUUUUCUUCUUUUUUAGAAAUUCAGCGUCGCCGUGUCGCGAAUUAUCGCGUAACUGUCGCGCUGUUUUCUAAAUUAUACCUAUAAUGAUAUUAUCGUGAUAUUAAUUAAAAUCCUCGCGUUAUCGUAGGUAAAAUUACUUGAUGUAUAUCCUUUAUUUUUCCCCAUAUGGGGUUACAAAGUCAUAUUACAAAUCUUUUCUACGCUACCCACACACACACACGCUCCGCACCCUACCUCUUACAACUAAACUGCUAAUUUUUAUAAUUAACUUAUUAGGUAAAAUUACUUUCCUGUGCCUAUAUCGUGGACAGUGCUGUGUUACGAAAAGAGCACUGAAAGAAUUUUUGCGACAUUCAAAGCAUAUACUUUUAAUCAAUACACCACGAUCGACAAUGAAAAGAUUGAUCACCCGAGAGAAGCAGAUCAUAUGGGCAAUUAAUUACUGCGAAAGGUUCGUUAGGGAAAUCGUGUUGUCAGGUGUUCCCUUUGAAGCCUGAGCGGGAAUUUUUCUGGCGAGCUGGUCGAUACGUGCAUAUAGAUACAUCACUUCUUAACGCCCUGUUAAAUCUCCGAGCCGACCGCUGCGAGAAAGAAGAGAGAGAACGAGGGGAGAGGGAGAGAAAGGGAGAGAAGACCGAAACCUAUGCAAAUAUAGCUGCAUCGUGCCGGGGCAACGAAACUUUUAAUGAGCGCGAACGCAACGGGCGAUCGGUCUCGUAACGGAUUCGAGGACCCGCGACGAUUCGAUGGUAUAACGAGUCCCGUUAGGCGGGAUUAUUCGUUACGUGAGACAGGAUAUUUUUUUCUCCCUCUCUUUCUUCCUUUUUCCAUUACUCGCGGUUCUCGGCCUCGGCCAAGCGGGUUUUUCGAGGAUACUGAUGGUUGUCGCAAGAGCUCUUUUGUGCUCCGCGAAAUUGACCUACGCGGCGCGAAGUCAGAAGGAAUCCUAAUUGCGCUGUACGGCGUGUUAUAUUUAUCUAGUCUUUUGUUUCAAUAGACAAACAUUGUACUUGUAUUAAAACGUCUCCUCCAUCGGAACACUCUGAUUGUACGCGGGAAACGCGAACUUCGCGACUGAACGCCACGAACGUCGCCGACAUAUUGUGUGUCACGUGCGCGCACGGCGAAAGAUCGCAGUCGGUCGAGCGACGUAUACAUUAUUAUUAAUUAAUAUAAUAUAUUCGCUCGGCGAGACGGCCUUCGGGCGGUAAUAACAUGCACGCGUCAAGUGGGACGUGGUCAAUAGGAGAUCACGUUUACCGUCCUCAUCGUCGUUAAAGGACGCGUCGGACAUUUAUUUCACGCUGUUUUGCCUAUUAAAACGGCUGUUAUCUGCGAUGCGCGUCGGCCCUUCGUGUAUCAAAACGGUACUGUGCGGGAUAAGGGCGAAAGAGAUAGAGAAAGGAACGAGCUUGCGUCGCACUGAAGGUAAAGAGGAGGUCAUAAAAUAAACGUCAAGUCUAAACGCACCGUAAAACGUUUCGCGAACACGGCAACCGUGUGUGCGUGCGCGCGUGUGUCCUUCCGCAUACGUUCUAACCAGUACUUUGCGCUUCGCACGGCUGAGAGUUUACGAUAGCCGCUGUUUAUUCUUCGUGGGAAUAAUUGAAGGGACAACGAAGGCUCGCGGUCGCGUCGCGGCGCUUCGACGUGCUCGAAACGUCACCGGCGGAUCCGCGGUCGCGACAGUUGAAAACGAACAGAUUCUUUUUGUCUGAUUAUUCUCUCACGCAUUGAGAACAAUAUGCUAAAAAAUUUAUUUGUGAAAUAUAUAUAUAUAUAUAAAGUUUAUUUUUGUGAAAUCAAACUUAUUUCUGUGAAAUAAACUUUUAUCCCAGUACUCUGAGAAAAAAAUGCUUGAAAAUUUAUUUUUGUGAUAUAAAAGUAUGUCACAGAAUUAAACUUGAUUUUACAGAAAUAAACCUUAUUUUCCACAAAUAAAUAAAUUUUCAGUAAAUAUAGAAAACUGGUGCCAUCUCCGAUAGGCUUGACCUUGACAUAUGUUAUAGAGACUCUCCUGAGUGACCUUCUGAAGGUUUGAGCUGUCGCUCUUUAUUUGUCAAAAAGUUAUUAACAAAAGAAGUUGCAUCAAAUGAAUGUAAUUUUUGGACACUGUAUAUAUGAAAACAUCGAAUUUGUAGGCUAAGAAGUGUCUGCCACUGCCCUAAGUAACAUUCAAAAGGUUUUAACUGGCGCUCAUUGUUUGUUAAAAAGUUAUUUAAAAAAAGAUAUAUCAAUAUCAAUACAGGGUAUAUUAAAUGUAGUAUGUAAACGGUGU
Odontomachus brunneus is the source of this 8467-nucleotide messenger RNA. RefSeq names its product trichohyalin-like (gene sprt). Lineage: Eukaryota; Metazoa; Arthropoda; Insecta; Hymenoptera; Formicidae. Bases 785 to 2440 code for a protein of 551 amino acids. The transcript has 3 exons. Gene Ontology annotation, molecular function: protein binding. Gene Ontology annotation, biological process: cilium organization. Gene Ontology annotation, cellular component: motile cilium. The record is from RefSeq and is a predicted model, not a curated record.